Molecule: messenger RNA, 4629 nt
Organism: Branchiostoma floridae (Florida lancelet)
Lineage: Eukaryota; Metazoa; Chordata; Leptocardii; Amphioxiformes; Branchiostomatidae
Source: RefSeq, a predicted model, not a curated record
AGAUGACUGAAAUUGUUCACAGAAGAUUAAAGAAAGUGUUAUGUUACCGCCCGCUUCUGAAGGAUAUAUAAAUGGGGUGGUGUAGAGCACUUCACUUUGUUAACUUCCAAAGACGGGACAAGUUCAAGAAGCCUGGAGAAUUGAAGCUUCCCUUGAAGUCCCAGCGUAGAUCGAACAGGAAAACUAGAAGCUGACGAAGAUGAAGCUGUGUCCAUCUCUAUUGGUGGCCCUGCUUCUACUCGUCGGAGGAAGUUCAAGGUCGGCUGCUGCUCCCGACAAGCGGGAUUUGUCAACCAACUUUCUGAUAGAACGCUUGGAAGAGUUCCUGCGGGAGGAGGCUGCCGACAAUGGAGACAAUGCCGCCGCGUCUGUAGAAGAGGAUGAUCCGUCGGCUGGAUCAGGAGAUCUAGAAGGCAGCGACGAGACCUUCUUCGAGACACGUGGGGGCGGUGUCCUGGUGUCCAGACUCUCGGUACAGCUGCCCUCACAAUGUGCUGCUAGCACGACCAACAUUGCCCAGGGACUCGCUCACGGGGGCGCCCCUGGACGGGCGGUGGACGGGAACAACAACAGACAAUGGUCAGGAAACUCCUGCACCCACACCAACAACGAAAACCAGCCGUGGUGGCGGGUCGACUUGGGGUCCUCCAAGUGCGUUGAUCGUGUUGUCGUCACCAACCGCCAGGACUGUUGCUCAGAACGACUGCAAGGCUUCAAGGUGUACAUCGGAGACAACCCGAAUGUUGCCGCUAACCCUACAUGUGGGGGAGCGCAGUCCGUGAGCGGCAAGAUGACAAUCAGCGUGGACUGUGGUGGUCGGACGGGCCGGUACGUGGGGAUAGCUCUGCCGGGCACACAGCCUCUAACACUGUGUGAAGUGCAGGUCUUUGGAGGUGCUGUGUUCGGAAUUCCAGCGCCACUACCCCCACAAUGUGGUCCUGGACAAGACUGUGAACAACCAGGCGAAUACAUCAGCCUUGGCUGUUGGCGAGACACCGGUGAUAGAGCCAUCCCAACUCUGGAAGGUUCCGACCCGCGUCUGGACGGGCCUUACCAAAACCGCCAGGACGCCAUCCGAAAGUGUUACAACGUCGCCAAGGAUCGAGGAUUCUCCUACUUUGCGGUGCAGAACGGAGGGUGGUGCGCCUCUUCCCCCAUCGCUGGAGAAACCUACCAGAAGUACGGACGUUCUUCAACCUGUGGUAACGACGGCGAAGGAGGGCCCUGGGGUAAUGAGGUGUACAAAAUCACAGAUGCCCGGCCGGAGAUUGUAAGCCUUGGGUGCUGGCGGGACACCGCGGACAGAGCCAUCCCGACUAUGGAGGGGUCGGACGCACGUCUGGACGGAAGUUAUCAGGCUCGUCAGGACGCCAUCAACAAGUGCAGCAAACUGGCCAAGGCUCGUGGUUUCAACUUCUUUGCGGUGCAAAACGGAGGUUGGUGCGCCUCUUCAGCCACCGCUGGUCAGACCUACAGGAAGUACGGACCGUCCACAAGCUGCAAAACGGACGGCGAAGGCGGGCCCUGGGGGAACCAGGUGUACCAAAUCACAGGUUCGUCAGCAUGUGUGGCACCGCUGGACCUUUUCUUGCUCCUGGACGGAUCUGGCAGCGUAGGAACUGCAAACUUCGACAAGGUGAAACAGUUUGCUGCCGAUGUGGUCAACAGCUUUGACGUCAGCCCGACUGCCACCAGGGUUGGUGUGGCACAGUACUCUGACAGGAACAGUUUGGUGUUUAACCUGGGAGACCAUGCAGACAAGCCGUCUACCGUGAGCGCCAUUAACGGCAUCUCGUACCAGAGAGGCGGCACGAAGACCGGGGCUGCUCUGGAGUUCGUCCGCCAGAAUGCUGCAUGGAGGGGAGGUGCUGUCCCAAAAGUGAUGAUCGUGUUGACAGACGGGAAGUCUGGUGAUGCCGUAGCGGCGCCAUCUCAGAGCCUGGCCGCGGACGGAGUGGCAGUCUAUGCCAUCGGGGUGGGAAACUUUGAUCAUGCGGAACUCCUACAGAUUGCCAACAGCGACCAAGACAAGGUGAUUGAGUUGACCGACUUCAAUGCCCUGGCCACGAAGAUUGACGACAUUGCUAAAGUUGUCUGCUCAUCUGUGUCAGACGGUUGCCCUAGUGGCUACAAGAGCCAUAGUGGGAUCUGCUACAAGGCAUUCAACACGAAAAAGACGUUCGUUCAGGCAUCUAAGGCUUGCUACGCGGAUGGCGGCACCCUUGCCAUGCCCCGGGAUGCCGCCACUAACGCCUUCAUCAAGUCCCUGAAGGACGAUGUCGACCCGUCCGGUUUCUUCUGGUUCGGUCUGGUGGAUCAGCACCAGGAGAAUGAGUGGGUUUGGAUAGACGGUCGGCCUCUCGGCAGCUUCAGCGAUUGGAAACCAGGAGAGCCAAACAAUGCAGGCGAUGAGGACUUUGCCGAGUACUUCCCUACACAAUGGAACGACGUGGGCGGGAACGCAAAAAACAGAAAAUUCAUCUGCCAAGUAAUUCCAAUAGAUUGCCCAGAAGGCUACGUGUACCAUCCACCUAGUCGCAUGUGCUACAAAGCCUUCGAUGUCAAGAAAAACAACGAAGGAGCGAUCGAAGCCUGCUCUGCAGACGGAGGUUCCCUUGCCAUGCCCGGUGAUGCCACCACAAACGUGUUCCUCAUCUACCUGAAGAAUGCUGUCGACAACAAAGCCUUGUUCCGCUUCGGACUGACAGACGAGCACGAGGAAGGAGGGUGGAUGAGGGCCGACGGCAUCGCCCUGGGGAACUUCCAGCCGUGGGGUCCAGGAGAACCGAAUAACCUAAGAAACGAAGACUGCGCCGAGUACUUCCCUGGGAGUCAUCCUAAGAACAAAAGAAACAAGUGGAACGAUGGGCCAUGUGCCAAUCAAAAUCGGAAGUUUAUCUGCCAAGUCGUCCCGAAAGACUGUCCCAAAGGCUACAAGCAGAGCGGUGCAAGCUGCUACAAGGCCUUCGACACGAGGAAGAAUCACGACGAAGCUGCGAAGAUUUGUAGGGCUGAAGGAGGGUCUCUGGCCAUGCCCCAAGAUCAGGCUACUAACGACUUCUUGGUCAACCUGAAGAACGAGGUGGACGGCACUUCGUGGUUCUGGCUGGGAGCGGAUGACAAGAACGACGAGGGCACGUGGCAGUACGCGGACGGCGAGCCCUUCGGGAGCUACAGGAACUGGUUCCCGGGUGAACCGAACCAGGCCGGCGGGAACGAGGACUGUCUGAUGAUGUUCGAGAGCCCCAGGAACAUGUGGAAUGAUCAAGGCUGCGCAACAAAACAGAAGUUCAUCUGCCAAAUCAAAAUGCCAAUUGUAGAUUCCUGUGGAGGCAACGUUCCUGGAGAGGUUGGAGUCAUUGUCUCACCUGGAUAUCCUGUGACAUACACCGAUCAUCAGAAGUGCAGCUGGAACAUCAUGGCUCGACCAGGGAAGGUCAUAACUGUGAUCUUCGACGACUUCGGCCUGGAGAGUACCUUCGACACUGUGACUGUUGAAGACGCCUGCAGCGGCAAGGAGCUUGGAAAGUUCUCCGGGUCUACUCUUCCUGCAGCUGUCCCCAGCACCGACAAACAGAUCAGGGUCAUCUUCACUACCGACCAUUCUGUCACUGAGCGUGGUUUCAAGCUUCGAUACUUCGCCAGUGACCCCUCCGGUAAACGAGCGAUUGCGGAGCCCAUGCCUGCCCAGCUGCCUGAUGAGGCCCUACAGGAGCGUGACCAGGAGGAACCCGCCGACAACACCAACGAGGGGAUGCUGCUGGAGACCCUGAAGAUACUGGAGGAAGACCUGCGGAAUGCUGGCAACGAGCUGGAGUGAAACCAUGAAGAGUGACAUCAAGUGAUGACAAAUGAAUCACCAAAGGCAAGACCAAUCAUCAGAGUACAGAGACAUGAUAACUGCUUAGCAGGAUGCAUCAGUAGGGCAAAUGAUUAGCAUAAGAAAUGAUAAAGAAUAGUAACCAAGGAAAUCAAGUGUUCAUCUCGCCUUUUCUUGUUACCAUAGCUUAAGACAUUACUGAAAUACAAAUAGCAAUCAUCUUUUUCUUUUUAAAAGCAGUACAAUUUCUUUUUACUUUUGACUGUUUCCGGGUGUCUGUGCAAUGAAAAUAGUUUUUGUAGGACUGCUUGUAGGACGUUUAGUUCUGUUACUUCUAAUUCGACUUCACUCAGCACGUCAUUUAUCUAUAUUAUACAGUGUGAAAAAAUGCAUUCUUCUUUCAACUUUAUAGCAACAGUUAAAAAACUUUGCCAAAGAGUACAUCUUGUAUGUAUUAACUGGACCAUUUGAUCAGCUGUUACAGGAAAUGUUUAACCCAGCAAAUCCUAAACGUAUAUGGGGAUAUGAGAGGUCCUACAUGUAAUUCUAAAACCAACAUCAGUAUUGCUUCCUUGAAAAAUAUCAACAUUGGUAAACUGAGACUGUUAGCAACUUUCUUUUCUAAAGUGUAAAUUUCAGCUUGAGAAGUUUUAAUGACUGUAUACGUAAUGUUUUCAAACAGGUCUUCACUCACAAAUAAUAAACACGGUUUGUAUUCAAAUUCUGUUAUAUGAAGCUAGAAGUUUAAUGAAAAGAAUGGAAAUCAUUGUCACAUAUCCAAGAAUACUAUUAAAGCUUGUAGAAACGGA